ACUUAUGCGUUGGGUUUAAAAACGACGCCUCCGUCGCUGCACACCUGCACUUCUUUCUGUCCCUCUCGCUUUCAAAUCCCGCAGAGCGGAAAUCUCCUCCGCGGCUCUGACCUGUCCUCUUGUGGUCUUGGAGAAACGAGUUGAGGAAACCUAGAAAAUGGCACUUCCAAACCAGCAAACUGUCGAUUACCCAAGCUUCAAGCUUGUUAUCGUCGGUGAUGGUGGUACAGGGAAGACUACUUUCGUUAAGAGGCAUCUCACUGGGGAGUUCGAAAAGAAAUAUGAGCCAACCAUUGGUGUCGAAGUUCACCCCUUGGACUUCUUCACGAACUGUGGGAAGAUCAGAUUCUAUUGUUGGGAUACUGCUGGCCAAGAGAAGUUUGGUGGGCUGAGAGAUGGAUACUAUAUCCAUGGACAAUGUGCAAUCAUCAUGUUUGAUGUUACUGCUCGACUGACUUACAAGAAUGUUCCUACAUGGCAUCGGGAUCUUUGCCGUGUGUGUGAGAAUAUCCCAAUUGUUCUGUGUGGAAACAAGGUUGAUGUUAAGAACAGGCAGGUGAAGGCAAAGCAAGUCACAUUCCACAGGAAGAAGAAUCUUCAGUACUAUGAGAUCUCUGCUAAGAGCAACUAUAAUUUUGAGAAGCCUUUCCUAUAUCUAGCCAGGAAGCUUGCAGGGGAUCCUAAUCUCCACUUCGUUGAGUCUCCUGCUCUGGCCCCCCCUGAAGUGCAGCUUGACUUGGCUGCACAGCAACAGCACGAAGCUGAGCUUGCUGCUGCCGCUGCUCAACCUCUUCCUGACGACGAUGAUGAUGCCUUUGAGUAGAAUGAUUAGAACUAUGGAGAAAGGUUUCCAGUAUUCUCAUAUUUUUCUUAGCCUUGGCAUUCCCUUAUUAUAUGGAUUAUUGUAUUUGACGCCAAAAUUUUCUGGAAAUAUAUUAAGGAUCUGAUUAUCAGGAUUUUCCUUUUUCAAA
Molecule: messenger RNA, 971 nt
Organism: Macadamia integrifolia
Lineage: Eukaryota; Viridiplantae; Streptophyta; Magnoliopsida; Proteales; Proteaceae
Product: GTP-binding nuclear protein Ran-3
Exons: 8
Coding region: 158-823 (221 amino acids)
Biological process (GO): ribosomal subunit export from nucleus; protein import into nucleus
Cellular component (GO): cytoplasm; nucleus
Molecular function (GO): GTPase activity; GTP binding
Source: RefSeq, a predicted model, not a curated record